Saccharomycopsis crataegensis is the source of this 2175-nucleotide messenger RNA. Its product is annotated as GTPase-activating protein. The transcript has a single exon. The coding region runs from base 1 to 2175 and encodes 724 amino acids. Lineage: Eukaryota; Fungi; Ascomycota; Saccharomycetes; Ascoideales; Saccharomycopsidaceae. The record is from RefSeq and is a predicted model, not a curated record.
AUGAGCAAAAGUGAUAGUGAGUUCGAGGAUACCACUUUUGUGGACAAGAAGGCUGUUACCAAGAAACCAUUUAGUGAUGACGAGGAUGAUCUGUCAGACGAGGACUUAUUGAAUAAGGUGAACGCCAAGUUAAAGUCACUCAAAUCAGAGUAUAUGGAUGAUGAUGAGGAAGAAGAGGAUGAAGAAUUCACAUCCCCAAUAAAGAGACUUCAGCACAAUAAUGACAGUAAAGAAAUUCUUCUGGAUGACAAGUAUGAUGAUGAUAUGCAGGACAUCCAACUGCAAUUAGAUAAGGCAACAAUCAACUCACACCAAUCAGGAUACCCAACAGAAGAUACUUCUGCUUUUUCUGUAGCGUUUUCAGCCAGGGAAAAGGAUGCGAGUAGUGAGAACUCCAGUCUAGCUGCUAAAAAACCAGGCUUUACCAGCAGCUUUACCAACUGGCUCACAGGAAAGCCUUCGAAUACAUCGCAACAACCACCCAUAAAGAAUGGAUACGGAUUCCAGGACGAAAAAGGGGAGAUUAUCAGCUACAAACUUUUGCUUUCACGGAAUGAAGGAAAUCAGGCAUGUUUUAACGCUUUAGACGCUAAAGAACAAGAACAAAUACAAUUAGGUACAAAUACUUUGAAAACCUUGUUCAACGAGUUCCAGAAAAAUAUUGAAAGCCAUGGCUCAGACUCAAAUCAAUCAGACUAUAUUGACUGGGACUUCUGGUCGUUGAUCAUUAAUGAUUAUAAUGAUUGUGUUGCAAAAGAUCCCGUUAAAUUGUACCGGGAAUUGACUAACGGUAUUCCAAGUAAGCUUAGAGGUCUUCUCUGGCAAGUAAUGAUCAAUUCAAAAUCUUAUGGUCUCGAGGACAUUUACACUUCUAUUAUUUUGGAACCUAGCAACCAUGAAAAACAAAUCAAAAAAGACCUAUCAAGAACAAGAUUUGUUACGGAUAAUAGCAUGUCUGAUAAGUCAGAUAGCCUAUUUAACAUUAUCAAGGCGUACUCAUUGUUUGAUAGUGAGGUUGGUUACACUCAAGGUAUGGCGUUUAUCGCAGUGCCUUUAUUAAUGAAUAUGAAUGAAAGUGAAGCAUUUUGUUUGAUGACAAAAUUGAUGAAGGUUUACGGGUUAAGAGAGUUUUAUUUACCAGAUAUGCCAGGAUUGCACCUAAUAUUAUAUCAAUUUGAAAGAUUAUUAGAGGACAUGUCUCCUAAGUUACAUUUGCAUUUGAUGAGACAAGGAAUCAAAUCAUCGAUGUAUGCUUCUCAGUGGUUUUUGACGAUGUUUGCUUACAAGUUCCCAUUGGAUAUUGUGAUUAGAAUUUUUGAUGUGAUACUUGCGGAAGGGAUCGAGUCAAGUUUGAAAUUCGCUAUUGCUCUAAUGAUGAAGAAUGAGGAUAAAUUACUACAAUUCAAUUUUGAUCAAUUAUUGGAGUAUUUGAAAGAUAAAUUAUUCGAGUAUUAUAUUAUUGAUGAUAAUACCGAGGAAUAUGCCGCCAACCCAUUUACGUUUGGUGCUGGUUCAGCUAACACAAAUAAUGUCAACAACAGUGCAAACUCUUACAGGGUUAAUGAGUUGGUCCAAGACGCCAUGAAGAUCAAGAUUCUUCCAAUGACCUUAAAGAAAUACGAAAGUGAGCACGAGGAAAUUUAUAAACUAGAGAAGGAAAGGGAAGAAGAAAUAGAGACUCUCAGAACCAAAAACGCCCAGCUAACAAGAGAAAUCAGAAAAUUAGAACAAUCUUAUGCUAUGUUAAAUAAAGAACACGUCGAAGUUGCCAACGAAAUGAUUCAGGGAAAAGUUAAUUUGGCGAAUUUAGAAGAUGAAAAUAGCGAUUUGAAGCAAGAAAUCUCCCAAUUAGAAGAGAAAAUACUGGAAUUGGAAUCUGAACAAGCAAAUCAAUUAAAAGAAAUUGAGGAAAUGACAUCUGAAGAAGGAAAAUCGGGAGAUAUGAUUGAAAAGCUCAAGGCAAAGGAAGAAUUAGAUCUUGAUCUUGAAGAAGAAAUCAGAAGAACUAUGGAAAGGAACUUGGAGGUAAUGGAGGCCAAUAGGUUCUUAGAAGAGCAAUUGAAUAACUUAGACAAGCAAUUUAAGGAAAGUAAGCGAGAGUACGAAUCUGUUAGUAUAGAGCAUGAAGAAUUGAAGAAGAAGUGGGGAAUUGCAAAGAGUUUCUUUUCCGACUAA